AACAAAUUGUUAAUGCAGGCUAAGCAUAGCACAGAGGUCGUGUUUCAAUGAUAAGUAAGGAAUGUUAAGAAAUAUUUAAUUCAAAUGACUCGUUAACGCAAAAACAAUAAAACUGUACACGAUAAUAAACUUACCGCGUCUAAGUACUUAAAUAUAUAUAGGAUUUAAGCGACAAAUAAAUUUAAAUUAGACGCGUUGCAGAUUGCAGAUCGCGCAUAAUGGAACGCGAAACAAUGAAACUGUCAUGAUCAUGCAAUUUAAUCAAGUGAAUGUGUCUACUCUUGUGUCAAUCGUCGUAUUUUUUAUUUUCCUCUGACACUUUGAUCUCAUCGUUGUGUAUGUAUUGCAUGUAUAACACCCAUUCACACACUUAACUAUCAGUAUGUUACGACACUUGUUCCAAUUACACGCUGCAUCCCGUGAAAUUUGACGGGUGAAUUUUUCACAAAAUAUACGCAUGCUGCCCAAAGGAUAUUUUCCGCUGAUAAAUAUUUUAAUUUAUACUAAUUGAUAAGUAGUUGCAUGUACAAUAUAUAACUGUACUAUAUUUUUUAUAUACUAAUUUUUAAAUUUAUUAAAUAAUCAUGUGUUGUUCGUUUGAAAGGUAUUUGACAUUUGAAAUUACCGCCAGAGGUACCGCCCUCUGGAAAAGAUUUAAUUUAAAUGACAAAUACAUUUGUGAGGUUACGAAUUAAGAAAACAUUUAAAAAACAUGUGUGUUGGAUGUUUAUUAUGAAUUUAUAAAUAAUAUUGAGUGAUUUAAAUAAAUAAAAUAUGAUUGCUGAGGAAAAAAGUAUUGGAAAUUAUCGCACUUUGUGGUUAAAGUGUGAAGCAACGAGUUCAGAUAGACAUCAAUUAUUUUUAAAAGAACACAAUGUAAGGAAACAGGAGCCGGAGUUUCCGAAAGGUCGUACAUUAUUUGUACUCAAUGUACCGCCUUAUGCAACUUUGUCCUCAAUAAAAGCAGCUUUUGCACGACACUGCGGAAAUGUUAAAUUUGUUAAACUCAUGCCUGGUAUGGGAUGUACCAAAGGUGGAUUCAAAGUUGCUUAUAUAGUUUUUUCGAAAGAAUCAGAAUUAGAAAAAGCACUUUCGUUACCAAAAGAUUUUAUUUUUGUACUGAGUUCCGCAGAAGCUCCUUGUCUAUUUGGAGUACAGAAGUGGGCCAAAGAAUAUAAUUCAGGUGUGAUAUUAAAUGAAAAAGAAGCUAAAGAAUCUAUUGAGAAGUACAUGGCAGCGUACGAUAAAAGAGUAGAAGCUGAAAAUAAUGACGAGGAAGAAGACGCCGAUGGCUGGGUCACAGUUUCGAGUAAAAAGAAACGUGGACAGUUCGCUCCGAAAAGAAAAGAAUCGACUAUAGAAAAAGUUCAGACCGCAGAAGUACAGAAAAGUAAAAAGAAAAAAUUGGAAAACUUUUACACCUUCCAAAUACGGGAGGCUAAAAAACAACAAUUGGCUGAAUUAAGAAAGAAAUUCGAAUUAGACAAACAAAAAUUGCAACAACUGAAAGCUCAAAGAAUAUUUAAACCCUUUGGAUAGAAAACAACUUUAUAUUUAUUAUUAAUAAAUAUUUUAUAUAAAAAACA
This is a messenger RNA of Microplitis mediator, 1586 nucleotides long. Its product is annotated as ribosomal RNA-processing protein 7 homolog A. Bases 775 to 1539 code for a protein of 254 amino acids. The record is from RefSeq and is a predicted model, not a curated record. Gene Ontology annotation, biological process: ribosomal small subunit assembly; rRNA processing. Gene Ontology annotation, cellular component: CURI complex; UTP-C complex. The transcript has 4 exons. Gene Ontology annotation, molecular function: RNA binding. NCBI's taxonomy places the organism in Eukaryota, Metazoa, Arthropoda, Insecta, Hymenoptera, Braconidae.